UAUAACGUAACGCACCUCAUCAAACAUUCACUGCCGAUAGAUUUCAAGUCAUGGAAGUUGCAGCGACAGAAGAGCACCUGAUAAAAGGGCGCCUCUGGAAAAUGUUGAGGGCUUUAGUUUUCCUUUCUAAAAGAGGUUCGUUAAUUAGCAGGUAUUUGCAUGCAGAGGUUACAAAGAAGGCAAAACUAUUUGCAAAUAACGUGCGCAAUUUGAUGUUUCAGAGCAGAUCGAGUGACCGUUUUGGGCUUAGAGAAUACGAAUUCUCAUCCUCCGAUAGCCUUGCAUUCACAAAUAAACUCACAAGACCAAGGCAACGUAACUAUUUUUCCUGCAUUCGUGCUACUUCUUUUGAGGCCGAGGAAGAAUACAAUAUGAGAGUAGACAUUCUGCAGCCUUGCAAUUUUCCUGCAUUUGAAGAGGUUGACGCCCAGACAUAUAAUAUGGGUGAUGGAGAAGAGUUGGGUACGCUUGUGUCCCGCUCUGUUGACGUUUCAGUGGAUAGAGAAGCGGAAGAUUUUAUUGCAAGAUUUUACAACCAAAUAAAACUGCAACGCCAGAUCUCUCUGUUACAGUACGAAGAGAUGCUCGUUAGAGGUGCCUCACGCUGAGUUGCCCACAAAGAGUUGAGACUGAUUUUGUUUUUCUAUUAAACUACUAUAUGCUCGCUACCUCAGCUGUAGGACAUUUCAACCUGGUUUUGUUUAUAUUUGUAAUGUUCGAAUGUUUUAAUAUAGUUACAUUUGUUAAGUUUGGUUCA
Molecule: messenger RNA, 757 nt
Organism: Cryptomeria japonica (Japanese cedar)
Lineage: Eukaryota; Viridiplantae; Streptophyta; Pinopsida; Cupressales; Cupressaceae
Exons: 1
Coding region: 51-608 (185 amino acids)
Source: RefSeq, a predicted model, not a curated record